AUGGAGGACAAUGUUGACAUCAAUGAGAAGCCAAAUUUUGCCUCACCCUUUGAGAUGGCAGAGCAAAUGGCUCGUGUUUACACACAUGAAUGUUUUAAAGAAUUUUAUGAUCAGUUGUCGCAGUGUUGCAGAUUUGAGUUCUCACAUGAGAAUGAUAUGUAUAUGGUGUAUAUUGCACUGAGAAAGAAAAUGGAGAACCCCAAGGGUCGUAAAAUUAUUUAUGCCAAAGAGUCAGAUUUUGUAUCAUGUAGCUGCAAAAAAUUUGAGACGGCUGGGAUACCAUGUAGACAUAUUAUGGCAUUUCUCAUAUUUAUACGACUUGUUGAUAGAUUGCCAGAUCAAUACAUCUUAAAGAGGUGGACGAAAUCAGGAAAAGCUGAGAGAGUUUUUGAUGAUCUCGGUGUGGAGAUUACAGAUAACAGAGAUUUGCUUGCCAGGCGGAGUCGGUUAUGCCAAUAUGCUGUAGAUGUAAUUGAUAAGGUUAUGGGUAGCGAAGAAGCAAGUGGUUUGUUUUUAGAUUCAUUAAAGAGUGUUCUGGAGCAGUAUAAUUCCAUGGUGGCUGAUGGCGAGACUGUUAAGUCUGCAAUAGUGCCAGCUGAACAAAAAAGUCUUCCUUCUCAACACAUUUAUAAUGAACCUGUUCAAGUAAGGGCCAAAGGAUGUGGGAAAAGAUUGAAGGCAGGGAAAGAGAAGGGGAGAUUGAAAGCUGCAAAGAAGGCAAAUGGUAAAGACGGCAUAUCAAUUCCUGAUAAUUUUUUUGGUUUCUUGUUUUUGAUUUGCAGAGAGGAUAGAAGUGACUCGAGUACUGAUGAGGAAGAGUAUUCCAGCACAGGAGUUGAUGAGUCUGCAUAG
Molecule: messenger RNA, 852 nt
Organism: Rosa chinensis
Lineage: Eukaryota; Viridiplantae; Streptophyta; Magnoliopsida; Rosales; Rosaceae
Product: protein FAR1-RELATED SEQUENCE 1-like
Exons: 2
Coding region: 1-852 (283 amino acids)
Biological process (GO): regulation of DNA-templated transcription
Molecular function (GO): zinc ion binding
Source: RefSeq, a predicted model, not a curated record